AUGGCUUCAAACGGUCACGCAAUUAAGAGAGCUUGGGUGACUCUCCUUACACGUUCUUCCUAUCUUCCAGGUGUUUUCACCCUAGCACAUAGCCUCUCGGCUCACGCCACCGCAUAUCCUCUUGUCGUACUCAUCACACCUUCCCUGCCCCAGUCAUGCAUCCGAGCCCUAGAGCUUGAGUCAAUCCAUAACCCUCUACUAACACUCCACCCAACUGAACCUCUCUUGCUACCAAAAAACAGGAAAACUACCCUCAUAGCCGACCGUUUCGAGGACACAUGGACCAAGCUCCGAGCUUUCGAGCUGACCUCCUACGAAAGUUGCGUCUUUGUCGACGCCGAUAUCACAAUCUACAAGAACAUGGAUGAGAUUUUUGAUCUCAUACUUCCUGCUAAUGAUUGGAUCGCUGCAAAUCAUUCUUGUGUCUGUAAUCUCGAUCACGAUAGUUGGGCACCUGAGGAAUGGAAACGUGAAAACUGCGCGUACACGCCUCUCCGACAUCCCGCAGCUUUGGAAAAAGCAACGCCAAUUCCUCUUGGUGCCGCCCCUCCUGACACCUACGCAUUACUGAACGGUGGAGUCUUCCUCUACCAUCCCUCCGAAAUGCUUUGGAAAGCAAUACACGAUCACUUCCUCACAUCACCUGAGCUGUCGACCUUCCAGUUUCCCGACCAAGACUUCUUAGCCUCGGUGUUUUGUGGCAGAUGGCGUCCAUUGCCUUGGAAAUACAAUGCUUUGAAAACGAUGAGGCAAUGGCACACAAACAUCUGGCGCGAUGAAGAGGUCAAGGCAUUACACUACAUUGUUGACAAGCCGUGGAUGAAGAGGGUAGCUAGUGACGGCAUAGGAGGGCACUUGGGAAGAGAUGGUGAAACGCAUACUUGGUGGUGGAACGUCUGGCACGAGUGGAGGUCGCAGAGAGCGGACGAGUUACUAAGCAUUAUUGACGAGCUUGUGGCGGAUCCUCUAGACGAGAACGCGGACAAGAGACAAUGUGAAGAGAACAAGAAUACUCUGGCGGCGACCCUCGCUCUGUUGCCAGGGUUUGCUUCUCUCUACUCUUACACGUUCGACCUCACUAUGUACGUAGCCGGCAGGCCUGCAACCUGCGCCGCCCAAAUCCUCUUUAGCCUCUUCGUUACCAACAGCGCGCUCCGCACGACUUCUCCGGUCUCCGAACCGACUACAGAAUUCCCCAUAAAUGCAACGCUGAGUCUCAACAAUGAGACCUCUCUCCGUUUACCUAACGGUAUCCCAUGGUCACCAGAAAUCUCACCCUCGCAAGCUUCUGUUCCCUACCCGGUUCCUGACACCGCCAUGACUCUGGAAUUCACUCAUCUCGGCGCCCGAAUCCCAGUUGUCCGAGCACUCUCCACCAUCUUUGACGCCCGUCAACAGGUCCUGUCCCACCUAGCAUCCAACAUCGAAGACGCAACAACGAACCAUAUAUUCGGAUACAGCACGCGCUCAGCCACUCCCACGCCCCGCGUUUGUUCGGUCGUCGUACAGGCUUCCGGAAGUCUCGGGCUAUCGUGGUUACAACUCGAUCAGAUACUGCAAGGACUGACGCAAUUCAGUAGCGGGGCCGGACCCGACCACCAAGUGCAUUACCAGACCCUGGAGUUCGAAGUCAACCUGGCGGAUGAGGGAAGGAUAGGCACUGGGCUUCUGUGGAGUACUCCAGGUCGAGGUCGGGGCGCGGCCGAGAUACAGGAGCGGGCGGAAACCCCUCUCGCGGGUCGAGCGCUGGACGAGGGAUUGAAUCUGGCGUCUGGGCUCGCCAACGAGACAUCCUCCAAUUCGUCCGAUGCGGGCGGUCUGCCCUCGAGUACCGCAGCCAACGUCUCCUUUCCCGUUCCCGGCACCAAUUUCAUUUUGGAGUUUAUCUGGUUCGGCGAUCCGAUUCCCAGCAAAAGGGUCAACGAGGCCCUGGACGGUGCAUUCUUGAAGAUCGCGCCCUUUCUCAAUAGAUCAGGUAGCGAGACGAUCCCCCACGACGAAUUCUUCUACUGGACCCCGGCCGGCAGAGUCCGGGUAUCGAUCCAGGUAUACGGCAUGAUCAAGAUGAGCUGGUCGCAGGUCGAUUCUGUGAUAGCGGGCUUGUUCCGCUUUGCAAACGGGAUCGGAACGGUUCAUGAAGAGGAACACUUUGAGAACCUGGACUUUGACGUGAAAGACGAGAACGGCGCAAACGUUGGAUAUGGGAAUCUACUCGCACUACCCUUCUACGACAGCGAUGCUAUCGGCGCGAUCGACGGGAAGAGAUCGACCCCGACAUCAGGGGGGAGGGGCGUUGAGAUGGUAUCGGCUGUGAUAUGA
Letharia lupina is the source of this 2319-nucleotide messenger RNA. RefSeq lists its product as uncharacterized. The transcript is spliced from 2 exons. Gene Ontology annotation, molecular function: glycosyltransferase activity. NCBI's taxonomy places the organism in Eukaryota, Fungi, Ascomycota, Lecanoromycetes, Lecanorales, Parmeliaceae. The coding region runs from base 1 to 2319 and encodes 772 amino acids. The record is from RefSeq and is a predicted model, not a curated record.